UUAAGGCUGCUUAGUAUUUAGAGCUAUAAAAAUAUAACGUUCAUAUUCGUCUGGAAUGUUAUUAUAUUUUGCUGCCAGUUAGCGAAUGUGAUUAUAAAUAUAACUGAUUAGCACAUUGAGCGUUGCUGUUUGCGUAUGCUUUUAGAGUGUUUUUCUUUUGUUUGAUCGUUUAAAGACAAAUUUAAGAAACAUGGUUAGUGUACUGCAUCAUGAACCAGGUCUAGGCCUAAUGAGAACAAUACAGGAGGAUGAAGAUAUAUCACUUGAAUCGGAGAGCAGUGACGAAAACGACAGUGAACCAGAACUUAACUGUGUGAAGCAGAAACGACAUAUAGCUAAUCUAGAUUUUAAUGAUAGUUUCAAGUUCAUUAAUAGUGCUACUGACUAUUACCAAGACACUUGGGAAGAUUUGACUCAUUCUUGUAAAAAAAAAUCAAAAUCCCAAAAUGAGGAAAAAAACGUUCAACUUCAAGAAUCGGUUAAAGUUAAGGGACGUAAUAAUGAACAAAAAAAUGAAGUAAUGACGAAAGAUGUUUUGAAAACUAAAUUUGAUAAACAUAAGCAUCAAAAAAUUAAUGAAAGUAAAGAAGUGAGGGUUGAAUACAAGUCUGAAAAAGACUGCAUUGAAGUGUUUCCUGAAGGACUUAUUUAUGAUAAAAGUUUGACAUUUCAACAAAUGAAUCUUUCUAGACCAUUACAAAAAGCUAUAACUGCUAUGAACUUUUUAUAUCCAACACCAGUACAAGCAGCAACUAUCCCAGUUGCACUUAUGGGUCGAGAUAUUUGUGGAUGUGCAGCAACAGGGACAGGAAAAACUGCAGCAUUCAUGCUUCCUGUUUUAGAAAGACUUCUCUAUAAACCCAAACAACAGCCAGUUACAAGGGUGUUAGUGCUAGUGCCAACCAGAGAACUUGGUGUUCAAGUUUAUAAAGUUUCCAGACAACUUUCACAGUUUACUAAUAUUGAAAUAGCUCUCUCAGUUGGUGGAUUAGACUUAGCUGCUCAAGAGCAUGCUUUGCGAAAAACACCGGAUAUAGUCAUAGCUACUCCUGGGCGUUUGAUUGAUCAUAUUCAUAAUACACCAUCUUUUGGAUUAUGUAACAUAGAAAUACUGAUUCUUGAUGAAGCAGACAGAAUGCUAGAUGAGUAUUUUGCUGAGCAGAUGAAAGAGAUUAUUAGAGAUUGUGCUCACACUCGUCAAACAAUGCUGUUUUCUGCUACACUCAGUGAAAUGGUACAGGAUCUGGCUGUAGUUUCUCUGAAAGAUCCAGUGAAAAUUUUUAUCAAUAGUAACACUGAAGUUGCUUUUAAUUUAAGGCAAGAGUUUAUUCGAAUUAGAGAAAAUCGAGAAGGAGAUAGAGAACCAAUUUUAGCAGCACUAGUUAGUCGUACUUUUCAUGAACGAGUUUUGAUUUUUGUUCAGACAAAAAAGCAGGUUCAUCGUCUUCGUGUUAUGUUGGAGCUGAUGGAAAUCAAAGUGGAUGAACUUCAUGGAAAUUUAAAUCAGAUUCAUCGACUAGAAGCUCUGAGAAGGUUCCAAGAGGAGGAGGUUGAUGUACUUAUUGCCACUGAUGUUGCUGCCAGGGGACUGGACAUUCCUGGAGUUUGCACUAUAAUCAAUUUCACAAUGCCAAAUACUCUUCAACAUUAUAUUCAUCGUGUUGGACGUACAGCAAGAGCUGGACACAGUGGAAGAUCAGUGUCCAUGGUUGGAGAAAGUGAACGGAAGUUGUUGAAAGAAAUUAUUAAAAAAGCUAGAAAUCCAGUGAAGCAUCGAAUUGUACCACAGGUUGUUGUGUCUCAUUAUCAUGAUCGGAUUGCAUCCUUAGAAAAUAAUAUUGAACAAAUAUUAAAGACUGAGAAGGUGGAAAAGGAAAUCAAUUUAUCAGACCAAAAAAUUAAAAAGGUUGAAGAAAUGAUUGGUAAAUCAUCUGAGGUACAUAAGCACAAACGAAAUUGGUAUCAAACUGUCAAAGAGAAGAAAAGACAUGAAGCUGAAAAAAGGUUAUCAGAUUUUAAAGGUAAGAAGAAAAAGCAAGGGGGAAAAAUAAACAAUACAGCUGAAGGUCGUGUUAUUCAUGAGUUGGAGAAAGUUGCACAGUAUCAGGCAAGAUCGAUAAAAAGAUCACGGAAACCUCAGCGGAUAAAAACUAUUGAUGAGCGUGACAAAAAAACUAGAAUUAAAAGAAAAAAUUCACAAAAAAGAUCAUUUGCUGAAGAUCUAGGAAAUGUCAACAAGAAAUCUGUGAAAAGCUUGAGAAGCAUAGCAUCUGAUCACAGAAAACUCGAAAGAAGAAUAGGUAACAAGAGGCAACCUGGAAAAAAAUUCAAGUCUAAGAGUAAAUUUAAACGUAAAAAAUAAGUUUUUUAACAAGCUUUUGCUAUAGUUGAUAUAGUGAUUUUUGUCUUAUACCAUUGGUCAUUACUGUUGGUGUUAAGGAGUGACGUUAUUUUGUAAAUUUCUACAGUAGGUAAUAAUUGAAAUAUAAUUGGAGACAACUCUAAUACUAAAUAAGGUAAACCUAAACUACAUCAGUCUUAUAGAACUAAUACUUUUAAAAGUAUUGAUCUAUUAUACUUUAACAUAUAGUGUUUACAAUUACAAAGAUAUAAAAAUACAAAAAGGAGUAAAUUAGGCCUGGACAACUUUUCCAUUUCAAAUAUUGCAUAUGUUUGGUAAUCAGAAGUUGGCAGGGAUAAAUAAAAUGAUUGGUAAUAUGAAAA
Molecule: messenger RNA, 2724 nt
Organism: Limulus polyphemus (Atlantic horseshoe crab)
Lineage: Eukaryota; Metazoa; Arthropoda; Merostomata; Xiphosura; Limulidae
Gene: Rs1
Product: probable ATP-dependent RNA helicase DDX27
Exons: 1
Coding region: 191-2362 (723 amino acids)
Molecular function (GO): ATP binding; RNA helicase activity; nucleic acid binding
Source: RefSeq, a predicted model, not a curated record